Molecule: messenger RNA, 937 nt
Organism: Diachasma alloeum
Lineage: Eukaryota; Metazoa; Arthropoda; Insecta; Hymenoptera; Braconidae
Product: synaptobrevin homolog 2
Exons: 6
Coding region: 264-704 (146 amino acids)
Biological process (GO): Golgi ribbon formation; vesicle-mediated transport
Cellular component (GO): membrane
Source: RefSeq, a predicted model, not a curated record
CAGAACCAACCAGAUCAGUGUUGACGUGAAUUUCAGCAGCGUGUGGAACAUGACACUUGUGGCUGCGAACCGCUUUUUUUUCACGCAGGUACCCACAAAAAUUGUUACUUCGGACCCCACAAAUCCUCGAAAUUGAAUCGAAAACGCCAGUUCUCUUAUCUCAGUGUGUCAGUUAUUAUUGAAUUCUCUACAUAUCCUGUUAACCCCUACUUAAAGUAUUAAGUGACAAUUACUCAAUCUGUUUGGUAUAAAUACAUUGAAAAAUGAAUUCCAAAAGUAGAGCCAGUGUGACUGGUGAUGAUUUGAGACAUGCCAAUGCUGAUGAAAGGGAAACAUUGUUGGAACAUGAUAGCGACCCAGAUGAGGAUAUGCUGUUCAGUCGUAGCAGCACAUCGUCCCUGGAUGACGUCAGAGUGCACAGAAAAAUAGACAGCGUUAAAAUACAAAUUCGCGAUGUAACAGAUGUAAUGCGCGAUAAUGUACAAAAAGUAUUGGAGCGUGGAGAGAGAUUGGAAGAUUUACAAAUGGCCAGUGACAGAUUAAAUAUCGCUGGUAAUGAAUUUCGUGAUGCAGCACGAAGAGCACAACGUAGAGCUUGGAUGCAGAAUGUCCGGUCCAGAAUGAUCAUCAUUGCUGUUACAGUAACGGUUAUAUUGUGUAUUAUUGUUUUGGAUGUCGCGGUACUUUAUCUGGUUUUCAAAUAACCGUCGUCCCUCCAUGGCCUAGAGCCAUGAAGGAAAUUAAGUGCCUAUGAUCAUAAAGUACUCCUGAGCGGUGGAUCCGCGGGAGUAUCAAGCAGACUUGGUAAAAAAUAUCCAGCUUCUAAUUUGACGAAAAGUUAAUACUUUUGGGAAGAACCUAUUUUUUAAGUAUUUAUAUGUCUUUAUAUACGUGUAUAUUUUCUAUUAUUCAUUAAAGAUUAGUUUUUCUAAAGUGA